This is a messenger RNA of Daldinia vernicosa, 1420 nucleotides long. RefSeq lists its product as uncharacterized. The record is from RefSeq and is a predicted model, not a curated record. NCBI's taxonomy places the organism in Eukaryota, Fungi, Ascomycota, Sordariomycetes, Xylariales, Hypoxylaceae. The coding region runs from base 1 to 1278 and encodes 425 amino acids. The transcript is spliced from 6 exons.
AUGUCGACCGACGAUGCCGCGGAGCUCGUCCGCCUCAUGACGGCGUACGAUAACUCUCGCGAACCGAGACCGCUGUUCAAUCACCGCGCUACCGUCUAUGGCUUGGUAAUUCCUUUCAUGGUUGUCUCCUAUAUCUGCGUGGUACUCAGGAUAUACACCCGGGUCAAGUUACGGUGUUUGGGCUGGGACGAUCUAUUCGUGGUGCUCUGCAGGAUAUCGGCUACGGUUGGCUCGAUAUUCUUGUGUCUUUCGCUGAAUAAUGGGUUCGGCGAGCAUAUCUUAACGAUCGGAUACGACAAUAUAAAAUUCUACGUCUGCCUAGCAACAUACACCAUCUCCACAACCCUAGUAAAGCUCUGUCUCCUAUCGCAAUACCUCCGGAUCUUCGAACCCGGGUCCCGCGCGCGAACCGUCUGCUGGACCGGACUCGCCAUCGCCGGGCUCUGGGGCACCGGCUUCUCCUUCUGCGCGCUGUUCCCCUGCUUCCCCGUCUCCGGGUUCUGGAACUGGACCUCGCCCGCCCGCUGCUACGGCUUCGGCUCCAAGGUCCCCGAGGAGAUAGCCGGCACCUUUGCCGGGCACACGGCGUCGAACGCGGUCCUGGACGCCUUGGUCCUGGCUAUUCCCGUCCCGCUGUACUUCCGGAAGUCGACGGCGUGGAAGCAGCGGUUGGGCAUUGGGAUCCUCUUGAUUCUAGGUCUUGUCGUAAACCUCCUCAGCAUAUGGCGCCUGCAAACCAUCGUCGCCAGCAAAGCCGGCACCCACCCCGUCCUAGACCCAACCUGGUACGGGCCCAAAAGCAUAAUCCUCGCCGCCCUCGAAGUCGACCUAGCGAGCAUAUGCGCCUCCAUCCCAACCUUCUGGCCCACCCUCACCCACGCAUUCCUCAACAAGAUCUUCGUGACGCAAGAAGUCCACAUAACGCACCAACACCGACGGCUCUCCUCCUCGCAUUUCGACCCGCAGCCAUCGUUCCUAGAGCACGGACGCGGCGGGGACGGCACUUUACUCCAAAGCAAGCCCUACGGCCGCCGUUACCGCGACGACUUCAUGCUGCAUAGAGUCAUCCCGGCGAAUAUGAUCGAAGACGAUAAAGAUAGGGACAGGGACGCGGAGGCCUGUGGCGGGUCCCAGGUCCGGUCCGAGGGGCACCGCGGGUUUAAACGCGAAUGUGAGCGGUUAAGGCUGGUGGCUGUGGAGAGUAAUAAUAGCGGUGGGAAAAGUGACAAUACUAAGACAAAGAAAAAUAAUGUCUUAGGAGGGGAAGCAAUAGCUUGAGGGAGGUUUGGGUUCUUGGAUGGAGAUAAGUAUUAGGCGCAUUGCUGUUUUAAUGAUACCCCUGAAUUUAUUUUUUAAUAAGCGUGAUUUUGCUGAUAGCAUUUCGAUUCGGCCUUGAAAUUCUCUAUCUGUUCUGGACACG